AUGCGUCUUAUCAAUCUUCUAUUUAAAUGUUUUGCUCGAAUUGAAGACAAAGAUAGCGAUAAUUUAAACCAAUCUGUAGAAGCAAUUCUAAAGAAAGGCGACAAAGAAUCAAGUUUCUGUGAAAAUAAUGACAAAACUGCUAUUUCUGACAGCAAAUUAGAUAUUUCAAAAAUAAAAGACAGUGAUGAAAAGUCAGAACCAAAAAUUUCCUACAAAAUCCUUCUGUUUAAUCUUGAAGAAUCCCCUGAUCCUAUUAUUCUUUUUGAAAGAAAAGAAAAGGGCCAGCCAAAAACGAUAAAAAAAAGUAAGAAAAAGGUCGGCAAAAGUAAAGAAAAUAAAAAGAAAUCAAGGAAAGGAAUGAGAAAAACAAAGAAAGAAAAUACAAUUCUAAUGCAAUUAUAA
This is a messenger RNA of Blepharisma stoltei, 402 nucleotides long. NCBI's taxonomy places the organism in Eukaryota, Ciliophora, Heterotrichea, Heterotrichida, Blepharismidae. The record is from the annotation of a GenBank genome assembly.